This is a messenger RNA of Entrophospora candida, 261 nucleotides long. The record is from the annotation of a GenBank genome assembly. Lineage: Eukaryota; Fungi; Glomeromycota; Glomeromycetes; Entrophosporales; Entrophosporaceae.
AUGAAUAAUACUGUUUAUGAAAUUGUUUCUUCUAAUCGCGGUCAAGACAAAAUUAAUAUUCAUGGACAACACCAUCUCCAAAAAGUUACAGAUCAUAAUCAUGCUGCGGAGGCAAGCCGAGUCAAUGUUAUAAGAACCGUUAAUACUUUAAAAGAGAGCGGAAAAGAGACUACUGAACCACCUGCACAAAUUAUUCAAACUACAACUGCUAGUAUCUCUCACGAAGCGCAUCCAUACCUUCCAUCUCGUGAUGCAUUAAUU